Penicillium paradoxum is the source of this 2556-nucleotide messenger RNA. RefSeq names its product putative RNAPII degradation factor Def1. The coding region runs from base 1 to 2556 and encodes 851 amino acids. The transcript is spliced from 3 exons. NCBI's taxonomy places the organism in Eukaryota, Fungi, Ascomycota, Eurotiomycetes, Eurotiales, Aspergillaceae. Gene Ontology annotation, cellular component: nucleus; cytoplasm. Gene Ontology annotation, molecular function: ubiquitin binding. The record is from RefSeq and is a predicted model, not a curated record.
AUGUCCGACAUUCAGAACCGGUCCUCCGCCUCGCGGGGUAGAGUAUCCGCCCGUGGUGGCCGAGGCGGCUUCAGCUCCAGAGGUGGUCGUGGUGGAAACAGACCUGCAAAUGACAACUCAGACAUCUCAUCCUUUGAGGAGGGUGAAAUUGGACAGAUGAAGAAGAAGUACUCCGACACUCUGCCAACUCUUAAGGAAAUGUUCCCGGACUGGAAGGACGAAGAUCUGGUGUUCGCACUGGAAGAUUCGAACGGCGAGCUCUUGGAAGCAAUCGAGCGCAUUAGUGAAGGUAAUGUGUCCCAGUGGGGCGAGGUCAAGAAGAAGACCACAGACCGGACUCGCCCGAAGCCCAAGGAGGCCCAGAGUACUUCGACCGAUACGACUGCAGUUAAUGCUCGUGGGACCCGUGGCCGUGGCGGAUUAGAGGGUCGUGGUGGACGUGUUCGCGCAGACCGGGGCCGUGGUGGUCGCGGUGGCCGUGCAGGAGCCGCUACAAACGGAACUCGCACAGUGGCCCCUGCUGUAGAGACUUCGGCGCCAAUUGCUACACCUGCUACCACAUCGGAGUGGAAUACACCCAAGGUGGAGGAAGCUAUCGCAGAGCCCGCAGCUGAAGGCGAAUUGGAGUCAACCGAUUCCAAGAGCAGUGUAAUUCCCGAGGGUACAAAGAAGGGGUGGGCGAGCCUUUUCGCCAAACCACCUGCUCCUCCAGUGCAGAAGAAGCCUCAAGCUGCCCCUCCUGCCCCUGUCGUCGAGAAGCCCGCGGAGCCCGUGGUGGAGCCAUCCAUUCCCACUCCGGAACCUGUGACUGCACCUGUUGCCGCUCAAAAGACUCCCGUUGCCAAGCCCACUCAACCCGUGAUCCCCGCCGUUCCAACCACCACUGUGAAUCCUCCCAAGAGCGAUUUGACCGAGACGAAUCUUGAACAGAUCCCCGAUGUUUCCGCCCCCGCUCCUACCGCCACCGCCGCAAGCACCGUUGGCAGUGGUAUCGACCCCGCAGCUGCGGCUGCAGCUGCUACUCCUGCUACCAAGCAGGGCCGUACCCCUGGUCUUCAACGUCGUGUGAUGGAACAGCAGCAGGCUGUGGUCAUGCCUGGUAACCAUGCUGUGGACCGUGCUGCUGUUCAGUUCGGCAGUCUUGGAUUGAACGGUGACGCUGUGGAUAUUGACGAGAACCGCGAGGAGGCCGAGACCCGUGCUCAGCCCCCGCAGCACUCCCCUGUUGCUCCCCGUGCCUCUCUUCCUCCCGCGACUCAGGCUCCUUUGGAGACUGGUGCUGCUGGGCGUCCUGCUCCUGGUUUGCCUCCGGUCCCUCAGGCAUCUGCCGCCGACUCCUUCACCGACUUCGCUCGUUACUCUGAGCCCCAGCAGAAGCCAUUCGAUCCUUUCACUCAGCAAGUGAGCCAGCCGCAGCCGCAAAUCCCUGAGCCAUUCGCCAACCAAGCCCCCGUUCAACCUACCGCUACCACUGGCAGCGAGUACUCUCCCUUCUACGCCGCUGACCAACAGCGCUUCCCCUACUACGGCUCUUAUGGUUCUUACGGCCAGUCCCAGGAUGCGCCUACCGGUCCCCGUGCUGGAGCUGCGUUCGGUGCUUCUGGUGCUGAGGCUCAGGCCCAAAUUCCCACCACACAGCCUCCCAACCGUUACGGACCUGUUGAUGCCACCAACAGUGGACACAACACCCCUAACCCCACCAUUCCUGGCGCCACUCAGCAGACCCCCACUGCUCAGCACAUGCCUGGUCAAACUGCGCAACAGCACGCCUAUGGCUAUCAAUACCCCUACUACAACAACCCGCAUUACGCUACCUACAUGAACCAGAUGGGCCAGCAGCAGUAUGGUGGCGGAAACCGCCCGAGGUAUGACGAUGCUCGCCGGUAUGAGGAUCACUACAUGCAGCAGCAACAGCAGCAGCACAGCCAGCAAUACGGUUACGGCAGCCAAUAUGGUCCCUACGCCGGCAAGGGUGGCAUGUACGGCCAGCCCCACGGUGCUUUCUCUUAUGAACAACACUCCUCUUCCCCCGCCAACACCGGUAGCUUCAGCCAAGCCAUGCCCAGCCGCGACUCGGUUUACGGCCGCACCGGCUCUGCCCAGCAGUCUGACAACCAGUCUGCCACCGGCACCAAUGCCUUCGGCACUGGAAUGUCCGAUGUUUUCAGCCGCUCCCAGGGCAGCUUUGGUCAAAACCCUCCUAUCGCCGGACAGCCCCCAGUUGCCGCCGACGAGACCAAGGGCUUUGAAGCCCCCAAGGCCGGUGGUCCCAGCCCCUCGCUUGCCCAGAACCGCCCCGGGUCUGCUACCAACAGUGCCCCCGGUCAGCCCCAGGCACAGACUGGUCUUCCUCCUCUCCAGGGUCAACAGGGUCAGCAGUCUUUCGGAAGCUACCCUCAACUGAACCCUCAGUAUGGCGGUCUCGGUGGUCUCGGUCACCAGGGUGCGGCCACCCAGACUCACCAGGCCUCCGGCUACGGUAACUACGGUGCCGGCUUCGGUAACUACUACGGAAACUCCGGUCGUGGCGGCUGGGGUGGCAACUACGGCCACUAA